GUCAAGACGGCGCGGUAACAUUGUUGCAGUUCUCAUCUAACGAUUGAUGUCAAAGAGUUAAACGCAACUCACCAAUAAUCCAAUAAUGCAGCGCGUGUCUUGUUUGGUUGUCAAUCAGAGCGAUGAGCGCAUUAUUGCGAACGACUACAGUGAGGAGUCGCCUCAUUUGGGACAAUUGAUCCGCCGGCAAGCGAAACACAUAUGUAGCUAUUCGAUGUUGAAACGGCGCUUUCCAGUGCUGUCAUGGUUACCGAGCUACCAAUGGUCGUACUUGCUCUACGAUAUUAUCGCCGGGAUUACCGUGGGCUUAACAGCCAUUCCGCAAAGCAUUGCCUACGGUAUACUGGCGAACUUGCAACCUGAGUAUGGAAUUUACUCAAAUGUGAUGGGAUGCGUCGGGUAUGCCUUAUUCGGCAGUGUCAAAGAUGUGACCAUCGCCCCCACCUCCCUGACGGCCAUACUGGUGCAAGGCAUAGUUGCUGAAUUGCAUUACGGAACGGCUCUGCUAACGUUCUUGUCAGCUCUGAUCACCAUUAUGUUUGGUGUGUUGAAUCUCGGAGUUCUCGUGCGUUUUAUUUCCAUACCCGUCGUUAUGGGUUUCACAACGGCCGCCUGUUUGACUAUUGGCAGCGCGCAAGUACGCUCUUUGCUAGGAAUCAGUUCCAAGGGGAAAGGAAGCGACUUUGUUUCGUCCUGGUCCAAUGUGUUCACCAACCUGAACCAGGUUCGCUGGGCCGACUCUGUUCUCGGCGUUAGUUCCAUUUUGUUGCUGGUGCUCUUUCGUUUUACAAAAGAUUUUAAUAUUACUAGAUCACGACCGUUUUUUAAGUACGCGCGAUUGCUCAGCAAUGCAGUGGUCGUGGUUAUCGGCACACUGCUCGCGUAUUUGCUUACAUCGGACAUCGGAAACCCCGCGUUCUUACUGACUGGCCCCGUAAAAGCAGGAUUGCCAACCUUUCAAGCACCACCCUUUUCGUACACAAAUGAAAACGGGACGGAGUACAGCUUUAGUGAUAUGAUCGGAGUGAUGCGAACAACAAUCAUCACUAUUCCUCUGGUGACAACACUCGAGAUCGUGUCAGUGGCAAAAGCUUUCUCGAUGGGAAGAAUCAUUAAUGCUACACAAGAAAUGAUUGCUCUCGGUGUGUCUAAUUUACUCGUAUGCUUUUGUUCGCCGCUUCCUGUUGCCGCAUCCUUCACAAGGUCUGCCAUUAACAAUAGUAGCGGAGUUCGCACUUCUCUCGGCUGCGCUAUAACCGCUAUCAUGUUGCUCCUUUCGUUAACAUUUUUGACUGAGGCAUUCUACUACAUCCCUAAAGCAACGCUGGCUUCGAUUGUGAUAAAUGCUAUGAUAUUUCUGGUCGAUUACGAGGAAAUAGGAAAUAUCUGGCGUACGAAAAAAAUCGAUAUGAUCCCAUUUUUAGCGACCGCCGCUUCGUGUCUGUUCUGGGAGUUGGAUUACGGUAUAUUGGUUGGAAUUGGAAUUCACUGUGCGUUUUUGCUUUAUCUCAUCUCAAGCCCUCGCUUAACAUCGGAGCUGUGUUUAGUAUCCGACAUGCGAAUCCUGCUUAUAGGCAUGGAUCAAUCGCUAGCCUUCUCCUCUGCCGAGCGACUUCGCGAUUGGAUAUUAAGACAAAUUGAAAACUACGAAACGAAAAUUGAUCUAGUGGUUAUUGACGGACAGAAUGUUAAUUUUAUCGACAUGAGCGUAGCCAAAAACGUUGUUAGUAUCGAACAGGAUCUGCGAGCGCGCAAAAUCCAGUUACUAUUGUGGCGGUUCGAAACUGACACUGCGUUUACUCUGUUGAGGAUGCGCAAGGAACUGUUUCUUCCUCUAUUGCGAGCCGAUCAUGAACUGGAGGAAGCUGUAGCUGGAUGGAAAUGCUACCACUUUGAACCGUCUCUCAAUUCGUUUUCUUAGC
This is a messenger RNA of Anopheles cruzii, 1922 nucleotides long. RefSeq names its product sodium-independent sulfate anion transporter-like. The transcript has 3 exons. Lineage: Eukaryota; Metazoa; Arthropoda; Insecta; Diptera; Culicidae. Gene Ontology annotation, cellular component: membrane. Gene Ontology annotation, biological process: transmembrane transport. The record is from RefSeq and is a predicted model, not a curated record. The coding region runs from base 86 to 1921 and encodes 611 amino acids. Gene Ontology annotation, molecular function: sulfate transmembrane transporter activity.